This is a messenger RNA of Megalobrama amblycephala (Wuchang bream), 1489 nucleotides long. Its product is annotated as proline-rich protein 5-like. The record is from RefSeq and is a predicted model, not a curated record. Lineage: Eukaryota; Metazoa; Chordata; Actinopteri; Cypriniformes; Xenocyprididae. The transcript has 9 exons. The coding region runs from base 471 to 1343 and encodes 290 amino acids. Gene Ontology annotation, cellular component: TORC2 complex. Gene Ontology annotation, biological process: TORC2 signaling.
ACUCCAGUCUUCAGUGUCACAUGAUCCUUCAGAAAUCAUUCUAAUAUGCUGAUUUGCUGCUCAGGAAACAUUUUCUAAUUAUUAUCAAUUAUCAACUAUUAGUAAUUUUGAAAACAGUUCACAUCGCAUAUUCUUAAAAUCCUUCACAGUGUAAACGUCACACUGUUUCACACAGGAAGACAUGAUUAUUCAUUAUCAAGAAUGACCGAUACCGUUCUCAUAGCUAAUGAAUCAGUAACUAGUUGACUAGGCAAAUUUACCCAAUGUGCACAAGGGACGUCAGAACAAGCCUCAAGGGAAAACAAGGAUUUUGAAAAGUCUGUUUUCAGUAAGAAUACCAGAACUACGUGGGGACACAUUCACUCUGUUUGAACCCACAGUGUUUAUUUUUUAAGGCAGAAGACCUGCUCUAGAUUAUGUAGUGAAGCUGAAAGGGACUCUGCUAACAUCAUACUCGUUUCUGCACUGUGAUGGACAGGCUUGACCUCCAUUCAGCAGCUCCAUCCAUUGACACCAACCUGCACGGUCCCAGCAUUGCUCUUACAAAUAAAAUCUCUGCUGCUGUUAUUAAGGUGUUCAUGGGAGAACAACUACAGCCGAAUGAGCUGUACUCAUUGAAUCAAAAUACCAGGUGGCUUCUGAGGACAGAUAUGGGCUUCUUUAUCAAAGAGUAUUUCCAGAAUCAGAUUUUGACCAAAGGUCUAUCAGUCAUUUUGGAUGAGAUACAGAAGCAUCAAGGAGAGUCUGGAGAGAGACAGCUUUUUGCUUUGGCCCAGGUGUGGGACAGAUUUUUCUCUGAGAUCCUACCUACUUUACAGGCUAUUUUAUAUCCUCUGCAGGGGCAGGAGUUGACAGUGAGACAGAUGGCUCUCCUCGGCUUUAGGGAUCUGGUCCUAUUGAAGCUCUCUCUGGGUGACCUGCUGCGCAAGAAUCUGUCUCUCAUCCCAACAUCCAUCACACAGAUGCUCCUUGUGCUACAGGGAAUUCAGGAAUCCAGAGGCCCUUCAAAGGAAUAUUGCCAACUUGAGAGUCUGGUGGCGCUAGUGGUUACACCCUAUCUAUGGAACUGCAGGCACACAAGCUGCACUGAACAAAGCACCACAAGAGCACACCAGAGUCAUCCUGAGAUAAGGAUUACUCAUUAUAUCUCUGAAGGCUCUUUGCUGUCCCCUGUAAUGGAACAAGAAGGGGAGAUGUACCUAGAGCGAGUGGGAAACCUACGCCGCCACAGCGUGACAAAUGCUCAUUCUGACAUCCAGCUGCUUGCUGUUACUAGCAGAGUAUAUACUGGGAUGGACGAUAGCUGUGAGACUAUAGAUGUGACUAGAAGAACACACCUCUAAAAUCCAGUAGCCCCUCACUGCAGAACACAAGAUCCAGGGGGCGGAGACGGGUAGGUUUAGGGAUAUAUAAAGUGGGAGGAGUUGGAUCCAGAUCCAGGGGGUGGAGAUGGGCAGGUUUAGAUCCAGGAGGCACAGACAGGUAGGUU